Molecule: messenger RNA, 473 nt
Organism: Amoebophrya sp. A25
Lineage: Eukaryota; Dinophyceae; Syndiniales; Amoebophryaceae
Source: the annotation of a GenBank genome assembly
GCGUCGUACUAUGCAAACAGUUCGUAGACGAAGCGGCAGUUUGUUGGACCUGGAGAAUGUGAUUCAGGAAGUCGACGAUGAAAAUCAGGAAGACGACGAUGAUGACCCGCUUGCCUUUCUCGCUGCCGCAAUCAAAUCCAAAGAGGAGCAAGGUGGACGCGCAGCGACUCCAGAUCGAGAUAAUGACGAAGAAGGAGAUGCUGGAGAAGACGUCGAAACACUCAUAAAAGGAGAAGGAGGACCACCUGGAGAAGAUCUUCAAGAAAAAGACGAAAGUGGAAGUACUAGUACUACAACGCAAUUACAAGGGGUUCUUCUUGCUGAACAACAGCAGUUCCAACCAAGUCAGGUGCGCACAGGACCUGCACCAGGAGGUCGAGGAAAGAAGUUCUUUGCUUCUGCUCGCAGUGGUAGUUCCAUCCUAGAUGAACCUUUUGAAAUCGAAGUGGUGGAACGUGCAGAACCGGUAGGAG